Molecule: messenger RNA, 838 nt
Organism: Helianthus annuus (common sunflower)
Lineage: Eukaryota; Viridiplantae; Streptophyta; Magnoliopsida; Asterales; Asteraceae
Product: probable chalcone--flavonone isomerase 3
Exons: 5
Coding region: 122-754 (210 amino acids)
Molecular function (GO): intramolecular lyase activity
Source: RefSeq, a predicted model, not a curated record
CUUUGGUGACUGGUGGUUGCUACAUUUGAAUACCAUUGCUUAUUUAAACAUCUAUCUUCACUUUGAUUUUCCAUCUCUCUCUCUCUCUCUCUCUCUCUCUCGUGUUUUAUCUACAUCAAAGAUGGAGUCAGAAAUGGUGAUGGUGGAUGAUAUCCCUUUUCCUCCACAGAUCACAACCACCAAGCCUUUGUCUUUGCUUGGACAUGGAAUUACCGACAUCGAGAUUCAUUUUCUGCAAAUCAAGUUCACCGCCAUCGGAGUUUAUAUCGACCCUGUGAUCCUCACUCAUUUGCAAAAAUGGAAGGGUAAAUCAGGAACCGACUUGGCUGAAGAUGAUGACUUCUUUGAUUCUAUUAUUUCAGCACCUGUUGAUAAAUACUUGAGAAUUGUGGCGAUCAAAGAGAUCAAGGGUUCACAAUACGGGGUACAACUCGAGAGUUCGGUGAGGGACCGAUUGGCAGCUGACGACAAGUAUGAAGAGGAGGAGGAGGCCGCCCUCGAGCAAAUUGUCGAGUUUUUUCAGUCCAAAUACUUUAAAAAGGAUUCGGUAAUCACGUUUAGUUUCCCGGCAGCAUCAAACUUUGUUGAGAUCGGGUUUUCAAGUGAAGGGAAAGAAGAACCGAAGGUGAUAAAAGUGGAAAAUGGGAAUGUUGUAGAGAUGAUAAAGAAAUGGUACUUGGGUGGCACCACGGCUUACUCUCCUUCAACUAUUUCUUCUUUGGCCAACACUUUGUCUUUGGAGUUGUCUAAAUGAUUUCAAAAUUCAAUUCUCUUUUGUGUGUAUCCCUAAUUGAAUUAUCUAAAAUAAUAAUUUAAUUUUAAGUUCAAGGUUGAUUUA